AUGUUGAUAGGUCAUAUGGAUGUGCUGCCUGAACUUGAUCUAUUUAAAAUUAUGUUCUCAUAUACUCAGCAUUGCUUGUUCCCUAGGAUGUUGAUGGGCCGUUCCGAUGUUCUGCCUGAACUUGGCUCUUCAAGAGAUUUACUGAUUCCUGGCUCUGAGGUUAGUGACGAUGGAGAAGAGGUUAAUUCUGAACAUGUACUCUACACUGCCUCAUUUGAUGAACUUGCGGAGAAGGUUGUCCAAUAUGACACCAUCAUUUGGGUUUCUAUAUCACUGCUGCUGGUAUUAGCCUGGGGCGUUGGUCUCAUCCUCCUGCUGUGUUUGCCUCUUAGAAGAUAUAUGUUUCGGAAGGAGGUUUCUUCACGUAAACUAUAUGUUACUCCUACUGAAAUAAUUUACAAGGUGUCGCGACCUUCAUUUGUUCCUUUCUGGGUAAACUUUGACAUCGACAGACAUGUUCCUCUGUCACAAGUGAUUGACAUAAUUAUUGAACAAGGAUGUUUGCAAUCGAUGUAUGGAGUACACACUUUUAGAAUUGAAAGUAUUGCCCAUGGAAAAGCUGCACCUGUAGAUGACCUACAGGUACAAGGUCUAUGUGACCCCGAGCUUCUGAGGAAGGUUAUUGUAACAGAAGCUUGUAAGAUGAUUAGAGAUGCUGGCAGAGGUUUUCAACCAACCAAUGUAAACUUCGAAAGAGAAAAUAUUCCCUGCAUGGGAUCCGUAAUUGAGGGUCCUGCAGUUCUACGAUCGCCAAUGAAAAACAGGAAGGUGAUGAGCUCUCCUCACCUUGGUUCAGUUGAGCCGAGAGGUUCAACAGGAAUGCCUUCAGAUUUUCUGCUGAAUAAGCUUGAAGAAGUCCAUAAAUCUGUAAAGAAAAUCGAGUUGCUGAUAGAGAAGACACCUACCUAGUAAAAGGGUUGAUCAAGCGCAGAAAAAGGUCGAGAUUCAAAAGAAUUAUGUCAUCUUCUAUUUUGAUGAGAAUUAUUGUUCUGUUAUAGAAAGCUAAAUGUUAUACAUGUAAAAAAUGGGCAUUUUGUUUAGCUUGGUGACCAAAGUUUUUUUGCAUAUUAUUUAAAUCAUUAUUGUUUCAGGUGUUACUAUUGCUUAUUGAAUGAAGGGUUAGGUUAUAUGUUAAAAAGGAAGGUAUCCUCUCUCAAAAACCCUAAAUUAUCUCCUAUUUAUAUAUAAUUAAAACAC
Molecule: messenger RNA, 1197 nt
Organism: Impatiens glandulifera
Lineage: Eukaryota; Viridiplantae; Streptophyta; Magnoliopsida; Ericales; Balsaminaceae
Exons: 6
Coding region: 1-909 (302 amino acids)
Source: RefSeq, a predicted model, not a curated record